Molecule: messenger RNA, 1465 nt
Organism: Effrenium voratum
Lineage: Eukaryota; Dinophyceae; Suessiales; Symbiodiniaceae
Source: the annotation of a GenBank genome assembly
GCUCCUGGACCUUCGCAAGACGUUCAUUUCCAUUUCCAAUGCUGGCAGCUCAUGGAGAAGCAUGGGGCUGUGUGGGUCAUGCUCCGGUUUGCCCUGCUUUUCUGUAGCGUGGUUGGCUCUUGCUGGCUUUUGCGAGCAGCCUGGAAGCCAUGCUAUCUUUUUACCCGUCAGCUGAGACACCUGGCGAUUGCUGAUUUGGGACUUGCCUUGGCAGCUCCUGGCUGCGAGUUGGGCCUGAUGAUUUGGGCUCAAUGCGGCCUGCCAGAUCUCAGUCUUUUUAGCCGGUGCCUCUUCCGCAGCUUCCUCUGCGCAGGCACGCUGGUGGAGACGCAGAUCGCGGCCGGGGUGAUGUGCAGCGCCCUGCGCUGGCAGUCCUUCCGCGCCCUGGCACGGCUCCUGCCCUUCACCUGGUUCUUUGCGGCCCUCGUUGGGGCCGGCGACGCCUGUUCCAUGAGAGGCUCAGGUCAUUUCAGCGACGACGGCUUUGCCAAGGUGAUCGCACUGGUCAUGUGCGUGAAUUUCCUGCUUGCGCUUUUGAUGUACGUGACUUCCAUCGUGGCAGUGCUGUGGACCCCUGCGCCCAGCGCAGUGGUGAGGCGCGCAUCUUGGCGAGCUUUGGCCUUCCCCUGUGGCUUCAUGGUCACGGGCUUUCCUCAGAUGCUGCUGUACAUUGGCGUGUUUCCGCAACACGGUUGGUUCCGGCACUUUGCCACCCUUGCAGUUUACAGCAAUGGUUGGAUCAAUGCAGCUGUGUAUAGCUGGCAGAACCGACACCUCUGUGGUGCGGGCAUUGCCAGGCGAGCCGAGCAGAACAGCUGCUCGUUGGCGCCGUCUUUCCACGUGGGCUUUGGCCGCGAGUCCAGGCUCUUCCCACAAGCAGUCUCAUCGGAGCCCAGCGAAUUGGGGGCAGAGCUGGGUGUCGUUUUCGAGCUGCGUGAGAGCACCCCGGGCGUGCACGACCAUCUUCGAGUGGACGCGGUGCGCACGGCGGGUGGCGUCUUGCUGGAGGGCGCAGAUCUGUUGCUGCGCCGGGAGGGCGGCCUUUGCUUCACCGUGCCGCUUUGGAUCGAUGCCUCUGCCAUCGAGAGCGCUCUCGAUGCCGAAAGCUCCCAAGGAGCUUCCAACAGAGGUUUCAUACAGCUGGAGUACUGCCUCGGUGGCUCGCUGCGAUUGGCCCUGGUGCCGACACAGCCCGGGCUGUGGCUGAUCUCCGACGAGGCGGAGCGCGCCACCGUGUCUCGUCUCCAUGCGCCCAUGCUGGAGAGAGGGUCUUCUCAAGAAAGCUUGGCUCACCGCAUUUCUGCGUGCAGCCUUCUCGGGGAUUUGCGUUGCACGACUUCGGCUAUGCGAGUUGUAGAGGCAGACAGCUGGGAGACCUUCAUGGGGCCUCCAGCCUGACUUUCGGUCCAAAGAUGGCUGCCUGCCGAACUAGACGCGUGGACAUACGUUUCGCGCGCAAACAGCC